Spinacia oleracea (spinach) is the source of this 1145-nucleotide messenger RNA. Its product is annotated as small polypeptide DEVIL 10. The record is from RefSeq and is a predicted model, not a curated record. Gene Ontology annotation, biological process: negative regulation of cell population proliferation. The transcript has a single exon. Lineage: Eukaryota; Viridiplantae; Streptophyta; Magnoliopsida; Caryophyllales; Amaranthaceae. The coding region runs from base 99 to 281 and encodes 60 amino acids.
UCUUUGAUUUCACAUUUGAUUCAUUCAACUCGAUCGUUUCUCUAAAAACCAUAUAAACACACUUUCCUCUGCUCUUCCUCAAUCUGCAGCCACCAACCAUGAGCUUCUCCUAUCUCAUUCCUUCACAAAGAUCAUACUCUCAAGGCCAUGGCCACCGGAAAAACAGCUUCCGAAGGCGGUGUUUAACGAUCGUUAAGCAGCAGAAGACGAGGGUUUACAUCUUACGGCGUUGUGUUACUAUGCUUCUUUGUUGGCGUGAUCACAGUGUCUCAGAUUAUUGAUUCAAUUAAGAUUUAAGAAUGUUAUAUAUGUAUUUUAGAAGAUGAUGAUACCUCUCCAUGAGUUUUCCGGGGUGUACAAGAAUUGUCCAAGACUAUAUUAUACAAUGGAGAUUCUUCCGGUAAUUAGAAGAUUUUAGGACCUCGUCUAAUGUAGAUGGGUCCGGUUUGGGAAGUUUAUUAGAACCCUUUAGUGCGUCAAAAAGGAAAUUAUAUGGUGUACAUAUAGGCCUUAAAACAUUGCGGCCAGUGGAUGUCAACUAGCGUAGUUGAUAAAGUUUUACAAGGAUGGUAUUCAAGACUUGAGAUCGAAUCUCGUCUACAAUCUACAUCAUUUGCCCUAUAUGGCUCUCUCACCAUCAAAAAAAUCUUAGACUACGGCUUUUCGUAGUCGUGAAAAUGCACGUAUAAGUGGUAAUUUAGGCGUAUUUGACUAGUGUUCAUGAUGGUGAUGAUGUAACUCACAUUUUAUGUAGUUGAACACAAUGUCAUGAACGAAACAUUGAGCUAAUAGCUAGAAGUGUACUCAAGUUUGUCGAAUUUUCUACUUUGUUUCAUUUCUUAGGCUUGUAAGCUAGGUUCGAAUCUCACGGGGAGGGUUUGGCCGUGGUGAAGAACGAAAAGAAGUAACAAUUGGUUUAUGGGGUGAGGCCACCUUCCAAGAUAAACUUUUCAAGAAUGACGUAUUAGAUUUAUUUUGAAAUAAUAGAGAAACUUUAACUUUUGACAUUAUUUAUAAAUUUUAAUUUGAAUAUCAUUUAUGAUUUAUGGGUAAGGAAAAAUAUAGUCGUGUGUGGUAUUAUUCGAUUCGUCUCGAUAUAUACUUUGGCAAACGUGAAAAAGCAAAUUGUCCUCGUUAUUUUAAAA